GCUGGUGAAAUUGUCCGAUCGGGCUUAAAAGCUCGAUGGAGCUAUUAUUGCCCAAAUCGAGCUUUUUUUAAACAAUAGAAGUAACAAAAAUUGAGGGUAACCACUACUUCCGCUUUACUGCGAACACCCAAAGUCCUAAGGUUUAUUCAUUAUACUUAUCUAUUAUCAACCAAGCAAUAAAUAUUAUCCAACAAUAACUUAAACAAUGCGCCGACUUCAAAGAAAAUACCAUUAAAUCACAUAGAGUCUAUAAAAUAACACUUAAAUAUCUAAUUUUUCAUAGAAAUACUCAUUUGUUCUUCUCCAAACUUGGCACAGCUUCGCUUCCGGUAUAUUGGAGUCAAAUAAAAAAUGGCGAAUAACAGAAUUGCUUAUAUCGUCAGCAUCCACCCGCUGCAACAUUUUUACUACAGCUAGUGCUCAAAAAUAUUUUAUACCCAUAUUUUGAUAGUCUUAAAAUAUAUAUCGUCAUUCGGUUUAAAAUUAAACCAAAAAAUAUAUAUACAUGUAAAGUUCUAUACGGUUAGGUUUAGGUGUUACGUAACAGAGAAUGUGUAUAACAAUGUCACAUUUAUACAAAAUACACACACUACUAUCAGAGGGGUGCUGUCAUAGUAUGUAUUGUCACCGCUUUGUAAUGAAUAUAUUAAAUAAUCAAAACAUGAAAUUCACGAUUUUCUCUAUCUUCACUCGUUUCUUCCUUCUUGCAUUUCUUUCAUUUAUACAGUUACUGUAAAUGUGUGCCUGUGAACUGAUCGUUUUUUUUAUACAUACAUACAUACCGUCAUCAAAUUGUAACCUGGAUAGCGAAACACUAGCUAUGCCGAAAAAAAAUCCUGGAAAGAAUAUUAAAGGACAGAAGUGCAGGGCUAAGAAGCACCACAGUGGUCCGGUUUCAGACACCUUUGUGUCUGACACUAAAGCAAGACGGGAAACAAAAUGUAAGAGAUUGAAAAGUUUAAAGAAAAAUAUUCAAAUGUUAAGCAAAAGAACGGGGGUUGAAUUGCUGCUUCAAUGGAGGGACGGCGCAGAUAAUCCUGUUGAAACUUUUCUAUCAGAAGGAUGUAAAAUUUCCCAAAAUGUAACUGAUGGAAUCAAUGAGAGCGUGCAACAAAUUUCAACAAAUGCAAGUGCUCAAUAUCCCGAUCAUCCGCACCAAGUAGAACAUGAAAAUAGUGACCAAUGUAACAUAUGCUUUGAAGCACAUGUUGGGAGGAAGAAAAAAUGUUUAUGGAUUAAUUGCUCAGAAAAUAAGUGUGAAUUUUGGGUUCACGCUUUAUGUGUUGGAAUUGUUGGCAAAAAGGAGGAUAUUGAACAUAUAAAUUAUUAUUGCCCAGAGCACAUAAAAAAGUUUAAAUAA
Ruditapes philippinarum (Manila clam) is the source of this 1360-nucleotide messenger RNA. RefSeq lists its product as uncharacterized. NCBI's taxonomy places the organism in Eukaryota, Metazoa, Mollusca, Bivalvia, Venerida, Veneridae. The record is from RefSeq and is a predicted model, not a curated record.